Messenger RNA from Solea solea (common sole), 7365 nucleotides. RefSeq lists its product as uncharacterized. Gene Ontology annotation, biological process: homophilic cell-cell adhesion. Gene Ontology annotation, cellular component: desmosome; plasma membrane. The record is from RefSeq and is a predicted model, not a curated record. NCBI's taxonomy places the organism in Eukaryota, Metazoa, Chordata, Actinopteri, Pleuronectiformes, Soleidae. The coding region runs from base 90 to 6167 and encodes 2025 amino acids. Gene Ontology annotation, molecular function: calcium ion binding. The transcript is spliced from 14 exons.
AACUGAUAACCAGUUUGUGCUCAGUCGUCCUUUAUGAGUCGUCGGCACGCUCAGUGGAAGGACAGACGGACUUGACAUCCCCUGCACUCAUGGUUCCACACAGCCCAGAAAUGGUCCUCCUGCUGCUGUUGGUAGUGCUGACUCUCAGCGCUGAGGCCAAGGGGGAGAAUAAGACACUUGUGAGGAAGAAGAGAGCGUGGAUUCUUCCUCCUAGCAAGUUGAUGGAGAACAUAGACUACACCCACAAGCCAUUCAUCGCCAAGAUUCGCUCCGAUCAUGACCUCACUACAAAAGUGGAUUACUAUCUUUCUGGACCGGGAGCAGACAAACCACCCAUCAACCUCUUUUUGGUGAACCAUGAAACAGGCUUUGUUACCAUCACUGGUAUCCUGGACCGCGAGGAAUAUCCAACCUACAACUUGACUGGAGUUGCUAAAUACAGAGAUGGAAAUGCAGCAGAAGAGAACAUCCCGCUGGUGGUCACAGUCCUAGACCAGAAUGACAACUCUCCAUAUUUUGAGCUGCAAUCUGGGAGCACCUACGAGGCAAGCAAAACAGGAACCUUUGUCAUGCAGAUUGUGGGGAAAGAUGACGACCAAGCAGGACAUAUUAAUUCAGAGAUCUCCUACAGCAUCAUCAGCCAGGAGCCAGCAGGCACAGGUCACAUGUUCACCAUCGACGCGAAGACGGGCAAAGUGUACGUCAAAGAGCAGACGCUUGACAGAGAGACUUAUGACUUGUACAAACUGGUUGUAAUGGGGAGAGAUUUAGGCGGAGCACCAGGAGGGCUAUCGGGGACAGGAACAGUGGAGAUCAAGGUCGUGGAUAUUAACGAUAACAUCCCCACUCUGGAGAAAUCUGAGUACUCUGGCUCGGUGGAUGAAAAUGUUGUUGACGUUGUUGUGAUGAGAAUCAAAGCUCUGGACAAGGACCUUGAGCACUCAGACAACUGGGUGACCCUCUUUUCAAUCGACAAAGGAAACGAGGACAAUCUCUUCUCAAUUGAGACAGACAGAGAAACAAAUGAGGGCAUCCUGAAGCUAAUCAAGCCUGUGGACUUUGAGGAAAUCCAAAAUCUUGAGCUUGGCCUUCUGAUUGAAAAUGUAGCACCUUUUGUGGAGGGUGGUGCUAUUGCGAUGAAUGUGGAUGUUCAGGUUGGAGAAGGUGGCGCUCCCGGUGUCGGAUCUGGUGCUGGUGCAGGCGCCGGUGCCGGUGCCGAUGUCGGUGUUGGUGUCGGUGCCGGUGUCGGUGUCGGUGCCGGUGUCGGUGUCGAUGCUGGUGUCGAUGCUGGUGCCGGUGCUGGUGCCGGUGCCGGUGCUGGUGCCGGUGCUGGAGUUGGAGUGGAUGCAAAUGCUAAUGUACCGGUCGGAGUUGAUGGCAAACCGGAAGCAAAGCCAGACACAAAAAAGCAUAGCUAUCCCAUUAAGAUAGCGGUGAAUAAUAUGCCAGAGGAUCCAGCGUUCAUACCUGACACCAAGAUUGUUCCUGUGUCAGAAGAUCCAGAUAAAGAUCCUACAGACUCUGUGAUCACAGUGUUCGCUGCUACUGAUCCAGACACAGGAAAACCAGCAGAAAAUGUCAAUUAUGCUAAAGCCUAUGAUCCAGACCACUGGUUUACCAUCGAUGAAGAAACGGCAGAGAUCAAACUCAUCAAAGCACCUGACAAGGAGUCACCGUUCUUGGUGAAUGGAACGUACAUCGCCAAGAUUGUGGCGAUAACUAAAGACAUGCCGGCAAAGACAGCAACAGGAACAAUCGCCAUCCAAGUCUCUGACUUCAACGACCACUGCCCCACUCUCAAAACCAGCCACGUCACUCUGUGCUCGAACAAAAAAACGGUUUACGUCACCGGCCUGGACGAGGACUCCCAUCCCAACGCUGCGCCGUUCACGUUCAGAAUCCUGUCUGAGGGGACUCAUGGCAGCUGGGUAAUGGAAGUCCUCAAUGAGACGACUGCUGCUCUUCACUCUCAGGAGGCUCUGUGGCCCGGUACAUACGAGUUGCAAGUGGAGGUGUCGGACAAUCAGGGUCUGUCCUGCCCAGACAAGGAGGUUUUUCACGUUGAUGUUUGUACCUGUGGGACAGCAGAGACGUGCUACAGGAAACUGCAAACGCCUUCAUCUGAGCUUGCUGCCCCAGCCAUCGGUCUGAUAUUCCUGGCAAUGUGCUUACUGCUGCUACUUCUUCUUUUCCUACUGUUCUGUCAGUGCGGAGGAAAAGAGGCCCUGUUUCCCGAUCAAUUUAACGAUUUGCCGUUUGACACUAAACAACACCUCAUAUCCUACCACACUGAGGGCAAAGGCGAGGACAAGGAAGUCCCACUCCAAAGUGUCCCUAUCAGGUUGAGAGAGCAAGUCCUAGUUGAUUCACCACCGGACGUGAACUUUCAAAAGCAGAGGUUAUUAAACAUGGAAAACUAUCAGACCAAAACAUACUAUAAUGAAUCCGUGCAGAAAUUUCAGGAAAGCAGCCAAAGCUUCAUGGAGGUCGACGGCUACAGGUUUGCUCGGCAAUCGUUUGACCGGGGCAGCAGCAAAUCGCAGCAAUUCACGAAGCUAGGAUUUGGUACUCAGAAGUCGACUUAUCUCUAUGAGGAUAUGGCUUUACCUGAGUCUUUUCUCGAUCACUACUACACAGAGAAAGCAAUGUUUGCUGAGCUGGGCAGGGAUGGUCUGUUGCAGUUCAAUUAUGAGGGACAAGGUUCCUGUGCUGGUUCAGUGGGCUGCUGCAGCCUCCUGGAGCCUGACAAUGACCUACAGUUCCUAAAUGACUUUGAGCCCAAGUUCAAGACUCUUGCGGACAUCUGUUUACCUCCGACACCAAAACCGUCCCUGCCUGGCAAAGUUGUAGAUGCUGAUUUAGUAAUCAACACACAACACACUGUUGAGACGAAACUAGCCAAUGUGAAUACAGAGAAGAUAGUGUCGUCUGUUAACGUCACGAAACCAACCGAUCCUCCACCCAUGAAAAUAACUCAGGCUGAGGUCACUAACAUCAGUCAGUCAUCUCACAUCCAUCAGUCAUCUAACAUCCAACACACUUCUACUUUGCCUUCUCCGGUUCAGACUGUUGUCCUGCAGCAGCAGCCAGUUUACUACACCAGCCCUAUGCUACAACCCAUGCAGUACGUAGUUCAACCACAGCUGCAGACCACAGUUCUUUUGGCAGAUGGGGCCCAUGGAGCCAAUGUUCCAGGACUGUAUGUAGUCAGUGGGUCCCAGACUGCUUCUGGAGUCCCAUUCAAUAUGCCCACAGCCCCUGCCCCUGCUCCUGGGCUGGUUAUGCACGGCUUUGAGAGCACCAAAAGCUCUGCUAGCCCGACCAGACUUGUCAGCCCCACGCAGUUGCUACCUGGUAGCAUAAACUUGCCCCAGGGCUCAUUCCGUGCAGAGGGUUGGAAAGUCGUAGGAUCAAAUACCAAUGGUAAUUAUGUGAUGGUUAAAAAGAAACUUAAGAAAAGUUUGUCAAGUGCGACAGAUCCUGUGAGUUCAGGCUCAUCUAAGGGUACUUUGCCCAGAGGUGCUGUCCUGGUAAAAGAGGCUGCUUCCCCUCAGGGGAUAUCAAGCACAGCAGCCCAGAAGAGUGUGUAUGGCAUUCUGCCAGGACACACUGUUGCUAAAAAUGGGGGUGUUUUUGCAGGUAAUGGAGGUGGGCAAAUGUGGGGUGGGCAGCCAGAGCAGAUGGGGUUCAGGCCACUUACCGUUUUGGGAGUUGGUGUUGGGCAGCCAAGAGUGGCUGGGAUGUGGCCAGCUGGAAUUAGUACAGUGGGUGUUCAGCAGGCCAGUGUAAAUCAGUUCCAAGGAAGUUUCACUACUUUAGGACAAACAAUGGAUCCCGCUGGUUUUCCAAAGGCAAGUACACUUGAUUCACAAAAGGAGAACAAGACCAUUGACAUUACAUAUAACUUCACUCCUGCUGAAAUCAUAAAAUGUCAUCUACCCUCAAAGGAAGAGGUCCAGAUGAGAAAUCUCUUUCAGGACAGCAGUGAUGCAGUUCAGCAAAAGGCAGAUGGUACAAUUGAAGAGUCAGCAUCAGAGGAUGUGAUUACCUUCACAUCACAAGAGGACACAAAAGGAGAUGACCUGAGUGAGUUGGUCCAUGUUGAUAUUAAAAACAAUGUAGGUAUCCAAGAGAAUAUAGCUCAAGUGUCAGAAAAGUCCUCAGUUGAUUAUCUAAAUGAAGCCGCUGUGAAACCAUUAGUAGAACCAGAUGUAUUACAUGAAUCAUUUGAUCAGCCUGACACAGAGGAAAAGCAACCGGCAGAUACAGCAAAUGAAAUUGUGCCUGGAAUCAUUGAUGUGGACGCAAAAAAGGUGGAGAGAUGUGAGACCACGGGACUCAGUAACAGUCAAGAGAAUCACAAACAACUGGAACGACAGGAAAAUGAUAUUCUGUCUGACGUUAUUUCUGCAAAAGAUAAACCUAUAGUCAGUCAAACAUCUUGUACAGAAGCUGUUUUACCUGAAUCAACAGUUACUGCAUUAAAUUGCACAGACAAAGAGAAGAAAGAGACGUCAAAGUGUGCAAGCAAAGAAGAUUCUACAGCAGACCAUGUCAAGGCUGAUGAACAUACACAUGAUGUCCCAGAAGAAUAUCAGGACAGAACAAAGGGAGAACAUUUGAUGAAGGAACGUGAAACGGUUCAACCUGGCAUAGUAGAAGUUCCACAGGACAGAACUACUGAAGUAGAAUCAGAAUCCCAAUCAAAUGUCUCCACCGAGGAUCAAAGAGAAACUGAGCAGGAGAGAGAUUUUAGUGCAAUAGAGACGAUCGUUUUAAACAUAGAAAAUAAUCAGGAUACUUCUAUUUGUGAUUGUAUCCAAAAAGAUGAUCAUCUGGUGGAAAAGACAUCUGACACAUGUGACGCACAUGACGUGAAGAAUGUUGAGCGGGAAGAGUUUGUCUCUGAUGUGGGACUUUGUCCUAAAGAAGAUGAAACAUCAGCAACCCCUUCAGAUGAGGUUUUAGAAAACAUUGAAGAGAAGUCCGCCUCUGCCCAAGUUCCAACUUUUGCUAACAAUGAAGAAGGAGAUCUGGAUGAUGUAAAUUUGACAACAGAAGAAAUUACCACUCAAGUACAGUCAGUGGAGUCCAGUGAGUCAACAUUAGAGCCUUUAGCAGAAGCCAGAAGCUCGGACCACCAAGAAGAAGAAGAUGACCAAAAUUCAACAUCGGGAUUAGGAGAAGACAUGAAUCAAGUCAAUGUUGAUGGAGACAGUAUAAAUAGUAGUGAGAUGGAGGUUUUGGAGCAAGGAUUGUCUCAGAAGUGUUUCACUGAUGCUGAUCACCAAGAUGAAGACAGCGAAAGAGAAGAUUUAUUGAGCACAAGCCCUCAAAUGGAAGAUGAGUUUAUCACGGAUGACAACAUUAUUGAUAAGGCUGAUGAUGACACAGGUGAACAGAGUGAACAAGAAGUUCCAGAGAGUGUGAUUUCACAAUUGGACAAAUGUCCCACCUCAGAACACAGCAAACAAGAUGGAGUGAACGAAGAGGGUGUUUUAAUUGUACAGCAAACAAUAACUAGCAUCCCAGAUGAGGAUGAAUAUGUUCUCCACACAUCCUCUCAAACUGAGAAUAAGCUCAUGACAGGUGACAGUGAAACUGAUAGACAGACAGAGGAAGAAGAAGAAGCACUAACCAGAAAGACAGACGAAGAAGAAGAGGUAUUAACCAGAGAGACAGAGGAAGAAGAGGAAGCAUUAACCCAAGAAACAGACGACGAAGAAGAAGCGUUAACCAGAGAGACAGAGAAAGAAGAAGAGGCAUUAACCAGAGACACAGACGAAGAAGAAGAAGCAUUAACCAGAGAGACAGAGAAAGAAGAAGAGGUAUUAACCAGAGAGACAGAGGAAGAAGAGGAAGCAUUAACCCAAGAAACAGACGACGAAGAAGAAGCGUUAACCAGAGAGACAGAGAAAGAAGAAGGAGCCUUAACCAGAGAGACAGAGAAAGAAGAAGCAUCAACCAGUGAAACAGAAGAAGAAGAAGCAUUUACCCGAGAGACAGAGAAAGAAGAAGCAUUAACCAGAGAGAAAGAGAAAGAAGAAGAAGCAUUAACCAGAGAAACAGACGAAGAAGAAGCAUUAACCAGAGAAACAGACGACGAAGAAGAAGAAGAAGCAUUAACCAGAGAAACAGAAGAAGAAGCACUCACCACACAGACAUGAACAAGCAUUUUCGACAAUCAAGACAGAGGAAAACAGGUGAACAAGUGUCCUUAUUUGGACAAUCAACUCGUGAUCAGCUCAAAACAUAAAUGGUGCAGUAUGACAGAGAAGGGUAUUACGGCAUUCUUGGGUUUUUAAGGCCUCUUCUCUUUUCUUUGCCUUGUCUUCUGCUUCCCACUCUUACCCUGUGUGUGCUGUCCAAUCAGAACAUCGUGAUAUGUUGAAUAGAUCAAUACAAGGUUGUUGGGGAGGAGGUGUAUUUUGUGUGUGAAAUGGAACUUGACUGGAGUGUGGAGAUGAUGUGUUGCCAGGGCUUGGAUUGGUUGAGAAAAGCUGAGCUCUGCACAUUCUGGACUUGAUCCAGGUCCUUGGGACAAGACUUUGUUGUUACCCUGCAAAAUGGAAUCGUUGGCAGACUCAGCUGGGUUCACCCAGGCUUUUUAGGUGGAAAGGGAUAAAUGUGUGAAUGAACGUCUCCACCACAGAGGUGGAGAGUGGAUGACUUGAGGAUGGAGAUAUUUUUUGAGAUACUAAAAGGUGGAUUUUGUGGUGACUUUGUUUGAGAUUGUAAGGAAAGGGUACGUCCACAAUGACAUCCAGAUUGUGGAUGUCUGGGGCAGAGCAGAUGUAGCAGCCACAGAAAGAUAUGAUUUCAUAUAAGGACUUGAUAAGAGACUACAGAGGGAGUUCAGUAAAUGCUUUAGUUUUGAGGUAAAGCUGGGUGUCAUCAGCAUAGCAGCGGUGGUUGAGACUAAUGGUGGCAGGUGAUCUGAUUUGAUGUGAGUGAUAUUUUAGAUAGACAUAACUACAUUUGCAUAACAUGACAACAUGUCCAACAUUUGUAAAAGCUGUUAAAAUGCUAUAACAAAAAAAAACAUUAAAUGCUGUCAAGUUAAAAGUCAAAUGUUUAUAUGAUUGGUGGAAGGAAGUUCACAUUGACGCUUCUUUAACUUUAAUUUUCCUACAUCUACAACUGUGUUAGAGCUACAUGUUUUUAUUAGUUGUCAAAAAGCUGCUUUACAGGCGAUACUGUGUUUGAUUUACGCGCACACCUGUCUGCACACCUGCACAUGGGCGUAUAUCUGUGUGGUGGGAGGGGAAACAUGAUUAACAUAACCUGUCAAACUUUAUUGCAUACUGUUUUUUUUGUUCUGUUUUUUUACUACAAAGCUAUUAAUAAAUGUGACACUGUAUACAA